Molecule: messenger RNA, 1636 nt
Organism: Nicrophorus vespilloides
Lineage: Eukaryota; Metazoa; Arthropoda; Insecta; Coleoptera; Silphidae
Product: leucine-rich repeat-containing protein 34-like
Exons: 5
Coding region: 218-1501 (427 amino acids)
Molecular function (GO): protein binding
Source: RefSeq, a predicted model, not a curated record
ACUAAAUUAAAAAUGUAGAAUUUAACAUUGUGAUUUGUGUUUCUAACUAAAUCAUCUAUAUGCCUUAUUUAAAUGAAGAAAACUUAAUAUUAAACCUUAAACAAAGGUUAAUGUCAAAGUUUGUGUUUCUAUGGAGAUUUGUAUCUGUCAAAGUGACGCAAAGUUUGAUUUGAUUUUAUAUAUAUUAUAGUUAUCAGUUUACACUUGAUUUUUUGGAAUGAGCGAGAAGUUGGGCAACUUCGACUAUCUGUCGAUCUUCUGUGAAAAGAACUCCGACGGUACGAAGAACCUACGAUUGAAGGGUAACGAGCUUGUCCGUCGGCUGAAUUACAGGAUAUGCGACAAUGACAUAGCGCGUAUUUCUACGUUCAUCUCGGUCGGAAAGAACAUUGUGAAAUUGGAUUUGGCUUAUAACGACGUUACCGAUGAUGGAAUCCACAUCUUGGCAGAAGUCCUCUUGGGACGAGAGAAUAAUCUUGAACAUUUGAACCUUGUCGGAUGCAACAUUACACACGUCGGCCUCCAGAUGAUCAGCGACAAAGCACCGAUGCUGAAGCUGAAAACACUCAGGUUAACGGCCAACAACAUUACAUCAAAGGGAGGACCGUCCUUCGAAAACAUCCUGCUGCACGUGCCUACCAUCGAGAAUCUCGAUGCCGGCGACACUCAUCAAACUCUGGUCUCUACUCCGUACUUUUGCUCGAGCUUGCGUAUGGACAUAGGCAAUAACAGGUCUUUGAAAUCGUUGGAUAUAUCUGGAGUAAUACCGAUUUCCUGCUGGCACUUCACACUUCCGCCGCAGUUGGCCGAUCAGAUGGGAGAGCUCGUCAAAAUGAACGAAACGCUCAUCGAGAUGCACCUGCAGAAGUGUAAUUUCGAUGGACACGACAUGGAACUGCUUCUCCUCGGACUUGAAAGAAACACCACACUCCGGUUGUUAGAUUUGGGUCACAAUCGCAUCAACAAUUACGGCGGGGAAGUGUUAAGUCGUUGGCUCAUCAACGGCCCUAAUUUGCUCGGCUUGAAUUUGGCUGGAAACAUGAUUGGAAACAUCGGAGCCAAAGCUCUGGCGAAGGCGAUUCCCGAAACCAAGUUACGUCUUUUGGAUUUGAGCAUGAACCGCAUAGAGGACGAAUUGCUUUGCAAAAUUUUGCACAGCCUCAAGAAGAAGUACCGCAUCAGAAUGGUAUUCCUAUGGGGAAACAAAUUCGGACAAGCUUCCAUGAAGAUUAUGCAGAUGCAUCUUGCGAUCGGUCUGUACGAGCAGGAGCACGUCGACUUUAAAAUCUACGAGGUGGAUGGAGUUCUAUAUGUCGCCAAGUAUCCUGGUAACAAUUACAAAUACAGGUACCAUUGCCAGCUGGAGCACAACGAAGUGCAGGAGUUGAGGAUUACUAGAAAUAUCGUCUAUAGCGAGUAUUGUGAUUACAAAGCGAAAUUGAAUUUCUUAUAUUACGACCGCAUCCAAGGAGAUUGUUCCAAUCCACCAGAAUGUUUUUAACUGUUUAUUUCAAAUUGUAUCAAAUUAAAAAAUAAAAAAUGUUUCUGUAUUUAUUUGUAUUUGCACAGCGAUUAAAAAUGAUGGAAAAGAAGGUUAAGAAGCAUUACCAUUUUGUUUUCUGUCAUUAAUGUUACU